AUGGUACGAGACAAGAAGAUUAAGAAUGCUUUUAAGCGGUCAGACGAACAUCGGAAAGCCAAGAGAGAGAAGGAGCAAGCCAAGCUGGCUAGGCGUAUGGAGAUCAAGAAGGCAGAGAAGAACAAAGAAAAUGGAGCUGCACUCAAGGCUGAGCGAUUAGCGAAGAACAUACCUAGGACAUUGGACAAUAGCCGUCAAUUUGACGCUACCUCUUAUCUCACCGCUGAUCCAGCUACAAUGAGGGAUCUGGAAGAGAAGGCUGCGAGGGCAAGUAGGAUGAUCAACGGUGAAGAACCCGAAGAAGACGAUGAAGAAAGUGAUGACGAGGAUGAAGAUGAAGAUGAAAUUGAGGAGAUGCCAGAAGCUGGACCGUCGAAACAGCGUACUGCUCAAGCGGAUGACGAAGAGGAAGAAGGCGAUGAAGACGAGGAAGUAGACGAGGAAGAACAAGAACAAGAACAGCAGCAAGAGAUACUUCCAGAGCAACCCAUGCCACCUCCAAAAAUCCUGAUAACGACAUCCGCUUCACCAUGUAAAUUAACUUAUAACUUCUGUGAUGAUCUCAAGAACGUUUUCCCAGGUGGUGAAUUCUUCAAAAGACCUAGAGGGAGAGGGUAUGAGAUUGGUAGAGUGGCAAGAUGGGCUGGCAAAAGGGGAUAUGGAGCUUUGAUCGUUGUCAAUGAGGAUCACAAGGCGCCUAAUGCUAUUACCCUCAUAAAUCUGCCUGCUGGUCCGACAGCCUACUUCAAACUUAGCAGUGUUAUUCCAAGUGCUCAGAUAUAUGGUCACGCUCGUCCUUCUCCUCAUUCUCCCGAACUUAUCCUCAACAACUUUACCACCUUACUCGGUCACAGUGUUGGUCGAUUAUUCGGUUCCCUGUUCCCUCCCCAACCCCAAUUUAGAGGGAGGCAAGUGGUGACGCUGCAUAAUCAGCGAGAUUUCUUGUUUUUCAGGCGUCACAGGUACAUGUUCACCUCACCAACAUCAGCUAAAUUACAAGAGAUAGGUCCUCGAUUCACACUAAAACUUCGAUGGUUGCGAAAAGGUCUACCAUCAGUCACGGCCCCAGACGGAAGAGCCCCGGCCGGUGAGAAUGAUGACGAGGAAGAUGUUGACCUAUCGUCAGACGAGGAAGGUGUUGACGAAGCUGAGUUGGCGCAGAGGGAGAAGAAAGAUGAGGACGAGGCUAUGGCUGAGAUGGGUAUGCCCGACAAACAAAAGAAACAACCUAAAGAUACGGUCAUCAAGGUGCCUGGUUUGGCUGAAACGGGUGAAUACGAAUGGAAAUGGAAGCCCAAGAUGGAGGUGUCAAGGAGAACGUUCUUCCUAUAG
This is a messenger RNA of Kwoniella mangroviensis CBS 8507, 1332 nucleotides long. RefSeq lists its product as uncharacterized. The transcript has 7 exons. Gene Ontology annotation, cellular component: preribosome, large subunit precursor; nucleolus. The record is from RefSeq and is a predicted model, not a curated record. NCBI's taxonomy places the organism in Eukaryota, Fungi, Basidiomycota, Tremellomycetes, Tremellales, Cryptococcaceae. Gene Ontology annotation, biological process: maturation of 5.8S rRNA; maturation of LSU-rRNA. Gene Ontology annotation, molecular function: rRNA primary transcript binding. The coding region runs from base 1 to 1332 and encodes 443 amino acids.